Molecule: messenger RNA, 996 nt
Organism: Chironomus riparius
Lineage: Eukaryota; Metazoa; Arthropoda; Insecta; Diptera; Chironomidae
Source: the annotation of a GenBank genome assembly
AGUUUAUUUUGUUCUCUUGAAUUACUCGCACGUCAACAUCCAAUUAUUUUCAAGCCCUUACAAUAUUUUUUUGGUUUUUGAUAAUGUGUGACUUAUAUUAUACGCCAGCAUCGUCACCAUGCCGUGUAGUACAAAUGGUUGCGGCUGCUUUGAAAAUUAAACUUCGUUUAAAGCCACUUAAUUUACACAGCAAAGAACAAUUACUUCCAGAAUUUUUAAAAAUUAAUCCACAACACACCGUGCCUACCUUAGUCGAUAAUAAUUUUGCAUUAUGGGAAUCACGUUCAAUUUGCAUCUAUUUGGUCGAAAAGUAUGCAAAAGAUGACUCAUUAUAUCCAAAGAAUCCAAAACAGAGAGCUUUAGUGAAUCAGAGACUUUAUUUUGACAUGGGAAUGCUUACAAAACGAAUGUAUGACUUCUUCUUUCCUCAACUAAUACAAAACACGCAACCUGAUCCGCAGAAAUUUAAGGAAAUGGAAGAGGCUGUUGAACUUCUUGACAUCUUCUUAGAAAAUUCUGCAUACGCAGCUGGCGAGAGACUGACAAUAGCUGAUUUUGCAUUGGCUGUUACUGUUAGUGUCUGUGAAUUGACUGGCUAUGAUCUGAAUAAAUAUGUAAACAUAUCAAGGUGGUAUGAGUCGAUGAAGUUGGAGCUUCCAGGAUGGAAUAUCAAUGAAGAAGGAUUGAAUGUGUUGAGGCAGUAUAUAAAGAAAUAAAUAGUCAUAUAAACGUGUUAAAAUAAAUGUGAUUUAUAAGCAUUUGGGCUUACUUUAUAUAAAUGUGAACUGAACAGCUUGCCGGCAUUGAUGUAGCAAGGAAGAGUAGUCAGAAGUCUGUUUCUUUAGCUGCUCAGGGUUUUCUAUUUAAGUUGAAGUCAAUUCUUUUUCAUAUCUCAGAGCGUAGUCCAUAGAUAUUUGAUGUAAGGAAGCUCUGGAAAUCAUCUACUUUGCCUUUGUUUGAUCUCGUCCAAGGCAACAAAAACUGUUGCUAUUGCCA